UCCCAUUUUUUCAGUCCCAAUUUGCCAACCAACCACACUCAUAGAACUAAAGCAAAGUGACUCACCAAUUCACACACAUAAUAAACUCACUGCUCUUCUCUCUACCCCUCCGAAACCCGACCCGAAAAUGCGAUCCAAAUCGGAUCCCCCGGUGCCCCCUCCCUCCUCCUCCGGCGGAAGCGACCCCUCCUCCGGCGCAUCCAUCGAUCCGAUCUUCCACCUCCUCCGCGUCCUCCCCUUCAGCUUCCUCCGCCCCCCUCGCCUCCGCCUCAAGCUUCCCUCCUUCACCCUCCCCUCCCCGAACGCCGUCUUCGCCCUCCUCCUCCUCACCUACUUCAUGGUCGUCUCCGGCAUUGUUUACGACAUCAUCGUCGAGCCCCCCGGCAUCGGCUCCACUCAGGACCCCUACACCGGCGCCGUCCGCCCCGUCGUCUUCAUGUCCGGCCGCGUCAACGGCCAGUACAUCAUCGAGGGCCUCUCCUCCGGAUUCAUGUUCGUCCUCGGUGGCAUCGGCAUCAUUCUCCUCGACCUCGCCCUCGAUCGCAACCGCGCGAAAUCCGUCAAGGUUUCCUACGCCUCCGCCGGCGUUUCCUCCGUCGUGCUAGCUUACGUCAUGAGCAUGCUCUUCAUCCGCAUCAAGAUCCCCGCUUAUCUUAGAUGAAUAAUGGAUCCACGAGAUUCCUGAGUUUUAAUUAAUUUGUAGUUUGACUGAGGUUUUCGUUUUCGCGUUUUCUAGGGUUGUUGAAUUGAAUAUGGAUAUAGUAAUUAGAUCUGAUUUGGCGUUAUUUAUGUGAAAUGCACUUUUUUGAAGUAAAAUUGCCGUGGUUAUGAGUGAGUUUUCUUGUU
Glycine soja is the source of this 846-nucleotide messenger RNA. Its product is annotated as putative oligosaccharyltransferase complex subunit CG9662. The record is from RefSeq and is a predicted model, not a curated record. Bases 128 to 661 code for a protein of 177 amino acids. The transcript has a single exon. Gene Ontology annotation, cellular component: oligosaccharyltransferase complex. Lineage: Eukaryota; Viridiplantae; Streptophyta; Magnoliopsida; Fabales; Fabaceae.